AUGAGCCGCGAUUAUGCCCCGAAAACAGCGCAGACGCGUCCGGCUCUCCCCGGCCCGCUGGAAAAGCGAGGCUGCUUCGGCUGGCUCUGUGGUAAGACCAAGACCACCAAGAAGCCCCAAGGGCCUCUGCCCAACUGGUACAUGCCUGCUACUCCCAACCCUCCGAAUCCGGGGACGGUCCCCUACUGGGACAGGCCUGACAAGUGUCGCCCGCGCGAAGAGACGCGGACAGUCCUUUGCUUUCCCGGCCUGCGCAUGCGGAGCGCGAAGAAUGAGCCUUAUACGGCCAAGUCAUCGACUGAUCAAGAUAAGGAGCUCCAGGAGCAACCAAAGGACGCAUCUGCCCGUUUAGACAGGGAAUACAGGGAAGCGGUGAGACAAUUCGAGGAAUGGCUCGCCGGCAUACGCCACGGCUCUGGCGAGAACAAUUCUUGGGAUCAGAACACUCGUAGGGCGCGGCGUGCAGUCGAGUCCUCGUCUCGCGGGGGUAGAAAGAGCGAGAGCUCUGACGACAGCGAUAGCCCAACCCAAAGCCUGACUGCCCCGCUGGAAAAGCGAGGGGGCUGCUUCGGAUGUAGAGGCAAAAAGGAGAAGGAUGAACCUUACGCGGUCAAGUCAUCGACGGAUCAAGAUCAAGAGCUCCUGGAGCAACCUGAGGACCCAUCCGACCGUUCACGGUUGGACAGGGAACUCAAGGAAGCGUACAAAGAAUUCGAUGACAUUUUCGCCAGCCUGAGCUACAGCCCUGGUGAGGAUAAGAAUGGCAAGUCUAAGCCUUUAAAGGGCAUCCUUAAGGGCGGCAACAGUUCGGGCGCCUCGUCGGGACGCAAACAUGUUCACUUCGAGUCUCCCGACCCUAUGGAACAGCCUCCAUCCCAGCCAAGCGGCCCUGUCAAUGGCGAGCGCCGCGGUCGUCUGGGCGGGGUUAGCAGCGAGAGCAUGGUUCGGCGCUUCGUCUCGCCUCCUAGGAGUAACCAGGGUAAAGACCAGCAAAAGGAUAGCAACUCCAAGCCUCUGAAGAGCAUCCUCAAGAACGGCAACCCCAAGCCUCUCAAGAGCAUCCUCAAGAACGGGAACAGCCCGGGCGGCUCGUCGGGACGCAAAACUGUGGGCUUCGGGUCUCCCGCCCCCAUGCGACAGCCUCCGUCCCAGCCAAGCGGUCCUGUUAACGGCGGGCGCCGCGGUCGUCUGGGCGGGGUCAGCAGCGAGGGCAUGGUUCGGCGCCCAGUCUCCGUCCCGCAUCCCAAGAGUAAGCCCGUCUCAUCUCCCAAGAGUAACCCGGGUCCAGAGCCGCACAGGAACGGCCGCCCCAAGCCCCUGAAGAGCAUCCUCAAGGACGGGAACCGUUCGGAGGGCUCGUCAGCGGGCAAGGGUGUUCACUGGGGGACUCCCUUGACGAAGGCGCAGCGUGUGAAGCGGCCUGGGCCGCCGCGUGAGCCAUGGCAUUACGCCGUGUGA
Messenger RNA from Purpureocillium lilacinum, 1458 nucleotides. The record is from RefSeq and is a predicted model, not a curated record. Lineage: Eukaryota; Fungi; Ascomycota; Sordariomycetes; Hypocreales; Ophiocordycipitaceae.